AUGAAGAUGACGGUUACGAAGAGAAGCGGUGCUAGAGCUUGGAUGCUCUUGUUCCUGUUGCUGAUCCAUGAUGGCAAGUGCAUCAAGUGGCUGGCUCUCGGCCGUACCGGAGAUGGCUACACGUGGACGAGGGAGGCCUGCACCAGCGCGAAAAGCUCCGGGCUUUUGGAGAGAAAGCAGGCAAGGGCGUGCAGAGCCACGCCGGACGUGAUGCCCAGCCUGGUGCAAGCUGCGAGGGAUACCUCGACGGUGUGCCAGCAAGCAUUUCGACAUCGUAGGUGGAAUUGCAGCAGCAUCGAGCGUGCGCCAGAUUACACGCCUGAAUUACUUACCGGAACCAGGGAACAAGCAUUCGUAUAUGCGAUGUCAGCAGCGGCUGCAGUUUGGAGGUUAGCGAGAGGAUGCGCUCUGGGCAGUCUCGCGGCCUGCUCGUGCGCGACGCCGCCACGGAGGGAGCCACCGUCGCCGUCCGCCCUGAUCUCGCCAUCAUCUUUCACCGCGACGUCGGUCUCCUUUGGUACCCUGUCCGCAAGGAACUCCUUCAAGUGGGGUGGCUGUGGCGACGACGUCAGGUCUGCAUCCCGGAUGGCUAAGAGGUUUCUCCAGGGAGCGUCGCCUCCUGGCACUGGUGCAACCGCGAAGUUCAUGCACGCUGUUAACAUGCACAACAACCGCGCGGGUCGAAGGGCAGUGGAACAAUCCUUGACCUUGGAGUGCAAGUGUCACGGAGUAUCCGGAUCAUGCAGCGUACGUACCUGUUGGAGAGGGCUCGGUUCCUCGGGACCAGCAGCUGCAGGAAGUCGAUUGCUUCGAAGAUACGCGACUGCGGCGGAAGUCCGACCGAGAUCUGGGGGAAGGUUACCACCCUUGUACCACCAUGACAAUUUGCUGUACACCACCAAGAGCCCGGACUACUGUCUUCCUGAUAGAAAGAGAGGGAGUCUUGGAACUGUUGGCAGGCAAUGUAACGGCAGCAGUACUGGAUACGAAGGUUGCGAGUAUCUCUGUUGUGGUCGUGGCCACAUAACUAAAACCGAAGAGGUUUUAGAAAGAUGCGACUGCAAGUAUAUCAGCUGCUGUUACGUGAAAUGCAAGACGUGCAGGAAGGUGAUGAAAACCUACGAGUGCAAAUGA
Eufriesea mexicana is the source of this 1134-nucleotide messenger RNA. RefSeq names its product protein Wnt-11b. Gene Ontology annotation, cellular component: extracellular region. The transcript is spliced from 5 exons. Gene Ontology annotation, molecular function: frizzled binding; cytokine activity. Gene Ontology annotation, biological process: neuron differentiation; canonical Wnt signaling pathway; cell fate commitment. The coding region runs from base 1 to 1134 and encodes 377 amino acids. The record is from RefSeq and is a predicted model, not a curated record. NCBI's taxonomy places the organism in Eukaryota, Metazoa, Arthropoda, Insecta, Hymenoptera, Apidae.